GCGUUUCCGUGACGUCACAGACAGGCGUCCAGGAGGAGCAGAAGUGGUGUGAGAAAGGUGAGCAGUGAAUGAACUCCAUUCUGCCUAGACAUGCGCCUUGUUUCCUCUCGCUGUCUCCUCGGUGAGUUCGGCAAGCUCCUCGUGUCCUCUUUCACACUCGUCUUUUAGCGCCGAGGAGAACAUCUCACACACUUCCAGGAUGUCUCCGAGGCUGGGGAAACUCUUCUCCAACAGCAGGAUCGUGGCAGGACUGCUGGUCAACCUCUUCUCCUCCAUAUGCAUCGUCUUCCUAAAUAAAUGGAUCUACGUGCAUUACGGCUUCCCCAACAUGACCCUGACCCUAGUGCACUUCGUGGUCACGUGGCUCGGGCUGUUCGCGUGCCAGAGGAUGGACAUUUUCGCUCCGAAGAGUCUGCGAGCUUCCAGCAUCCUGCUGCUGGCGCUGAGCUUCUGCGGCUUCGUGGCUUUCACCAACCUGUCUCUGCAGAACAACACCAUCGGGACGUACCAGCUGGCCAAAGCCAUGACCACUCCGGUCAUCAUCCUCAUCCAGACCACCUACUACAGGAAGAGCUUCUCCACCAGGAUUAAACUCACUCUGGUGCCGAUCACGUUAGGGGUGAUCCUGAACUCCUACUACGAUGUGAAGUUUAACUUGUUGGGGAUCGUCUUUGCCACGCUGGGAGUCCUGGUCACCUCUCUGUACCAAGUGUGGGUCGGAGCGAAGCAGCACGAGCUGCAGGUGAACUCGAUGCAGUUGUUGUAUUACCAGGCCCCCAUGUCCUCCGCUUUCCUCCUCAUACUCGUCCCCUUCUUCGAGCCCCUCACCGGAGAGGGGGGCAUCUUCGGCCCCUGGUCUCUACAGGCACUGGCGAUGGUGUUUCUGUCCGGAAUCAUCGCCUUCCUGGUGAAUUUGUCCAUCUACUGGAUCAUCGGGAACACGUCUCCGGUCACCUACAACAUGUUUGGUCACUUUAAGUUCUGCAUCACGCUGCUCGGAGGUUACGUUCUGUUCCACGAGCCGCUGUCCGUCCACCAGGGCCUGGGCAUCGCCUGCACACUGGGCGGCAUCCUGACCUACACACACUUCAAACUGAGCGAGCAGGAGGAGGGGAAGAGCCGUCUCGCUCAGAGACCCUGA
This is a messenger RNA of Hemibagrus wyckioides, 1141 nucleotides long. RefSeq names its product solute carrier family 35 member E3 (gene slc35e3). Bases 200 to 1141 code for a protein of 313 amino acids. Gene Ontology annotation, cellular component: Golgi apparatus; membrane. The record is from RefSeq and is a predicted model, not a curated record. Lineage: Eukaryota; Metazoa; Chordata; Actinopteri; Siluriformes; Bagridae. The transcript has 5 exons. Gene Ontology annotation, molecular function: nucleotide-sugar transmembrane transporter activity; antiporter activity.